AUGGCCCACACGCGGAAGGGCAGUAAAAAGGGUCAUCCCCUGGACUCUCUAACACCACAAGUACCCCGAAGCAAUUAUUUGCACCUUCAGGAAGAGAAACAAAGACUACAAAUGAAGAAAUUCCUCCUUGAUAGGAUAUUUCUAGUCGCCAGCAUACAAGAAAACGUGGACAAAGAAGCAAUAUCGGACUAUUAUGAGCAAGCAUUCCAGACCAUUUUAAAAUAUCACGUAGGAGAAGGAGUAACUGGAUUAUUGCUCAUUUACCCAACUUCCCUUCUGCAUAUCCUUGAGAGCUCUAAUGGUACACUUCUUCGAAUUCUCUUAGAUUAUGUGAACCAUGUGAAAAAUGAUGAAGAGUUCUUGAUCCAAAAUGUGAAAAUUGUAACGGUGUCUCAUGAUAUCCCAACAAGGAUUUUCCAGCACUGGCAUAUUUCCAUCGUAAAAGUACCGGUUAUCUAUCUUGAUGACGUGACUCAGUCGCUCUCCCUAAAUGAGGUCCUCACUGACUUCCUCACCCUGACUCAUAAACUGGGGAUCUACCUCUUCAAGACGGUUAAAGUGGGUGCCAAAGGGCCAGGUGAUAACUUACACCUCGUUGCCCCUGACCUACUUCUCCCAGAACAAAUCAUAAAGUACCUAUGCCGAGCAGAAGAACUAGUGGAUCCAGAAACAUUCCUGAACAUGUACAGUAAACCCAUCCAUGUCACAUUCGAUUCUGAGGUGGUAUGGCCAGCUCCUUCCCAUUUCUAA
Dipodomys ordii (Ord's kangaroo rat) is the source of this 750-nucleotide messenger RNA. RefSeq names its product chromosome unknown open reading frame, human C7orf62 (gene Tex47). The coding region runs from base 1 to 750 and encodes 249 amino acids. The transcript has a single exon. The record is from RefSeq and is a predicted model, not a curated record. NCBI's taxonomy places the organism in Eukaryota, Metazoa, Chordata, Mammalia, Rodentia, Heteromyidae.